CAGAGCGCGAGAGGCGGCUGCUAGGCUGCGGGGCGCCUUGACUCUCCCUCCACCCUUCCUCCUUGGGCUCCUCUCCUCUGCCUUCUGGACUUCUGCUCCUCUACUUCUCAGAGCCCCCUCCUAAUGGCAAGAGCUUUCCGCAUCUCCGGCGUUGCUUCUCAGCGGAGGACCCUCUCACUCCCGGGGCUGAGCCGGGUCACUGGAUGUUGCUGAAACUCUCGAGAUCAUGCGCGGGUUUGGCUGCUGCUUCCCCGCCGGGUGUCACUGCCGCCGCCGCCGUCUCUGCUGCCGCCGUCCGCGGGAUGCUCAAUAGCCCGCUGCCUGGUCCCCGAAAUCCUGUGUUCUUCAGAAGCUGUUUGCUGCUGCAGAGUUGCGAGAACUAGUCAUGGUGCUGUGGGAGUCCCCGCGGCAGUGCAGCAGCUGGACACUUUGCGAGGGCUUUUGCUGGCUGCUGCUGCUGCCGGUGAUGCUACUCAUUGUAGCCCGCCCAGUGAAGCUCGCUGCUUUCCCUACCUCCUUAAGUGACUGCCAAACACCCACCGGCUGGAACUGCUCUGGUUACGAUGACAGAGAAAAUGAUCUCUUCCUCUGUGACACCAACACCUGUAAAUUCGAUGGGGAAUGUUUAAGAAUUGGAGACACUGUGACUUGCGUCUGUCAGUUCAAGUGCAACAGUGACUAUGUGCCUGUGUGUGGCUCCAACGGGGAGAGCUACCAGAACGAGUGUUACCUGCGGCAGGCUGCGUGCAAACAACAGAGUGAGAUACUUGUGGUGUCAGAAGGAUCGUGUGCUACAGAUGCAGGAUCAGGAUCUGGAGAUGGAGUCCAUGAGGGCUCUGGAGAAACCAGUCAGAAAGAGACAUCCACCUGUGAUAUUUGCCAGUUUGGUGCAGAAUGUGAUGAAGAUGCUGAGGAUGUCUGGUGUGUGUGCAACAUUGACUGUUCUCAAACCAACUUCAAUCCCCUCUGUGCUUCUGAUGGGAAAUCUUAUGAUAAUGCAUGUCAAAUCAAAGAAGCAUCAUGUCAGAAACAGGAGAAAAUUGAAGUCAUGUCUUUGGGUCGAUGUCAAGAUAACACAACUACAACUACUAAAUCUGAAGAUGGGCAUUAUGCAAGAACAGAUUAUGCAGCUAUCACACUGAGAAAGUAUCAAGAGAAUGCUAACAAAUUAGAAGAAACUGCCAGAGAACACCACAUACCUUGUCCAGAACAUUACAAUGGCUUCUGUAUGCAUGGGAAGUGUGAACAUUCCAUCAACAUGCAGGAGCCGUCUUGCAGGUGUGAUGCUGGUUAUACUGGACAACACUGUGAAAAAAAGGACUACAGUGUUCUCUAUGUUGUUCCUGGUCCUGUACGAUUUCAGUACGUCUUAAUUGCAGCUGUAAUUGGAACAGUCCAGAUAGCUGUCAUCUGUGUGGUGGUCCUCUGCAUCACAAGGAAAUGCCCCAGAAGCAACAGAAUUCACAGACAGAAGCAAAAUACAGGGCACUACAGUUCAGACAACACAACCAGAGCGUCCACGAGGUUAAUCUAAGGGGAGCAUGUUUCACAGUGGCUGGACUACCGAGAACUUGGACUUCACAAUACAGUAUUAUAGACAAAAGGAUAAGACAAGAGAUCUACACAUGUUGCCUUGCAUUUGUGGUAAUCUACACCAAUGAAAACAUGUACUACAGCUAUAUUUGAUUAUGUAUGGAUAUAUUUGAAAUAGUAUACAUUGUCUUGAUGUUUUUCUGUAAUGUAAAUAAACUAUUUAUAUCA
This is a messenger RNA of Sciurus carolinensis (gray squirrel), 1761 nucleotides long. It is a transcript of the gene Tmeff2, whose product is annotated as transmembrane protein with EGF like and two follistatin like domains 2. The record is from RefSeq and is a predicted model, not a curated record. Bases 386 to 1534 code for a protein of 382 amino acids. Gene Ontology annotation, molecular function: protein binding. Lineage: Eukaryota; Metazoa; Chordata; Mammalia; Rodentia; Sciuridae. The transcript is spliced from 11 exons.